AUGCAGCGGCACCUCACUGGCGGCCUCAAAUAUGAUGAUUCAGGCAACCUUUAUCGGGACACUUCAGGGGAGAUUCGAUCAUACGUCGGAAACAGCUCCGAGGUCCACGAUGCUUGGAACGUUUUCGAUGCAGUCCAGACUGUCCAGAUGCGACCAGAAGAUGUCAAUAAAGCUGGCCUAUUCGUCGACAAUCGCCCUAUGGUCGUAACCAUACUCGAUGUAUUUCAUCAACUCCAUUGCUUGAACCAAGUGCGCAUGGCCCUUUACGACGGUUCCAGUUUCGUGGAACUGGACGCGAAGCGUCGAAUGCACGUCGAUCACUGUAUCGACUAUAUCAGACAAAUGAUUGAGUGUAGAUCCGACAUGACGCCGCUGAAACUAUAUUACAGUGAGCCAGCAGGCAGGAUGAUGGUCGAUUUCGAGGGUGAUCGUACGUGCAAGGACUUUGAUGCGGUACGGGACUGGGCAAGGCAGCACCGUGCGACAAAGAUCGCAAUCUAA
Messenger RNA from Paraphaeosphaeria sporulosa, 501 nucleotides. RefSeq lists its product as uncharacterized. NCBI's taxonomy places the organism in Eukaryota, Fungi, Ascomycota, Dothideomycetes, Pleosporales, Didymosphaeriaceae. The record is from RefSeq and is a predicted model, not a curated record. The coding region runs from base 1 to 501 and encodes 166 amino acids. The transcript has 4 exons. Gene Ontology annotation, biological process: mycotoxin biosynthetic process.